GAGUAGAACUCCCCUGAUUCAUCAUCUUCACCUCUCACUUUUUUCUCCAUUUUCGCUUCUGCUAUUCCGUACGCUUAGAAAUUGGAAAAUCAACGAAACAAUUAAUUUAAUGGCGGCCGCCGCCCUAAUUUCUUCUCCUCUCUGCUGCUACUCCGCCAUUCCCGAUGUUCGCGUAUUCGCUGCAACGAGAACGACCGCUUCCCGCAAAUUCGGAACGGCGUUCGCCUCUGGCUCUCCUCUCCUGAUUCAAAGACCUAUUUAUCAGAGAAACACGGCUUGCAAUUCGAAAUCGGUUUCGAUAAGAUGCGAGCAAGGUACUAAGGAAGAGGGUAGUGGUUUAGAUGUGUGGCUCGGGCGAGUGGCUAUGGGUGGUUUUGCUGCUGGUAUAACUGUUGAAGUUGUCACAGGCAAAGGACUCCUAGAGAAUUUCGGGCUCGUAGGGCCUUUACCGACAGUGGCUUUGGCAGUUACAGCAUUAGUUGGGGUUCUCACUGCAGUCUUCAUCUUCCAAUCUGCUUCCAAGAAUUAACCAGUUUUAAUGUUUUUUUUUUUUUUUUUUGUGUAUGGUGAUUAUACAACAUUUUUAUUUUUAUUUUUAUUUUUAUUUUGUAAGUGUUGUCUUAUAUUAAUGUUACAUUUUCAAGUACAUAGCCACUUUUGAAGAGUGAUCAUAUUCAUUGAUAUUGUCUAUGUGAUCAAGAACUCAAGAUUGUUCAUUUU
Messenger RNA from Erythranthe guttata (spotted monkey flower), 720 nucleotides. RefSeq names its product stress enhanced protein 1, chloroplastic. Lineage: Eukaryota; Viridiplantae; Streptophyta; Magnoliopsida; Lamiales; Phrymaceae. The record is from RefSeq and is a predicted model, not a curated record.